ACAGCUUUUGCUUUAAUCCCAGACCUUAAUAGUCAUCAGAAAAAUCAUGCUGGUGAAUUGCCUUAUAAAGGAGAUGAAUAUGGUACAGGCCUUAUCCAUCAAUCAUCUCUUAGUUUACAUCAGAGAGUUCAUAAAAGAGAGACAUUGCAUGGAUGUAAUCAAUGUUGGAAGGUCUUUUUUCGGAGCACAGAUCUUAUUAACCAUCAGAAAAUGCACAGACCAGAAAAACUUCAGAGCUCAUCCAUUAUUUCACACCAGAAGAUUAAUUCUAUAGAGAAACUUUAUAAAUGUAAUCAUUGUGGAAAGACUUUUAGACAAUCUUCCAAUCUGAUUGUACAUGAAAGGAUACAUACUGGAGAAAAACCCUAUAAAUGUAAUGAAUGUGGGAAGGCAUUCAGCCAAAGCUCAUCUCUUAUGACACAUUACAGGACUCAUUCUGGAGAAAAACCUAACAAAUGUAAUGAAUGUGGGAAAGCCUUCAGUCAGAGCUCAUCCCUUAUUGCUCAUCAAAGGAUUCACACUGGAGAGAAGCCCUAUAAAUGCCACCAAUGUGGGAAAGCCUUCAGCCAUAGUUCAUCCCUUAUUGCUCAUCGAAGGGUUCACUCCAGAGAAAAACCUUACCAAUAUAAUCAAUGUACAAAAGCUGUCAUAAAGCCUCUGAAACUUAUAGUACAUCAGAGAAUUAACACUGGAGAAAAACCCUAUAAAUGUAAUGAAUGUAAUAAGGUCUUCAGGUGGAGGGCAAAGCUUAUUUCACAUAAAAGAAUUCAUACUGGAGAGAAAUCUUAUGAAUGUAAUCAGUGUGGAAAAGCUUUCAGAAAGUCCUCCAAACUUCAAAUUCAUCAGAAGAUUCAUACAGAAGAGAAGCUGUAUCGAUAUAAUGAGUGUGGGAAGGCCUUUCCCCAAAAUGUAUCCCUUAUUGUACACCAAAAGAUUCAUUCUGAAGAAAAUCCUUAUAAACGUAAUCCAUAUGGAAAGAAUUUUAGAAAGCCUUCCAAACUUGAGGUACAUCAGGUGAUUCAUACUGGAGAAAAGUCCUAUAAAUGUCAUGACUGUGGGAAGGUCUUUAGUGAAAACUCAUCCCUGAUUGCACACAAGGCGAUUCAUACCCGAGAGAAAUCUUACAAAUGUGAUCAGUGUGGAAAGGCUUUUAGACAGUCGUGCAACCUUGCUGUACAUCAGAGGAUACACACCAGAGAGAAGCGUUAUAAAUGUAAAGCGUGUGGGAAGGUCUUCAGUGAAAGGUCAUCUCUUAUGGGACAUCAGAAGAUACAUUCUGGAGAGAAACCUUAUAAAUGUAAGGAAUGUGGGAAUGCCUUCAGACAGAACUCAUCCCUUAUUGCCCAUCAACGGAUUCAUACUGGAGAGAAGCCCUAUAAAUGUGGUGAAUGUGGGAAAGCCUUCAUCCGGGGCUCAUCUUUUAUUGCCCAUCAAAGGAUUCAUACUGGAGAGAAGCCCUAUAAAUGUAAUGAAUGUGGAAAUGCUUUCAGCCACAGUUCAUCUCUUAUUGCACACCAGAGGAUUCAUACUGGAGAGAAGCCCUUUAAAUGUAAUGAAUGUGGGAAGUCUUUCAGUCAUAUUUCAUCCCUUAUUGCACAUCAGAGGAUUCAUACUGGAGAGAAGCCCUUUAAAUGUAACGAAUGUGGAAAGUGUUUCAGCCAGAAGUCAUCCCUUAUUGUACAUCGGAGGAUUCAUUCUGGAGAGAAACCUUAUAAAUGUAAUCAAUGUGGAAAGACUUUUAGAAAGCCUUCCAAACUUGAAGUACAUCAGGCGAUUCAUACUGGAGAAAAGUCCUAUAAAUGCAAUGAUUGUGGGAAGGUCUUCAGUGAAAACUCAUCACUCACUGCACACAAGGUGAUUCAUACUGGAGAGAAACCUUACAAAUGUGGUCAGUGUGGAAAAUCUUUUGGACAGUCCUGCAACCUUGCUGUACAUCAGAGGAUACACACCAGGGAGAAGCGUUAUAAGUGUAAAGAGUGUGGGAAAGUCUUCAGUGAAAGGUCAUCUCUUAUGGGACAUCAGAAGAUACAUUCUGGAGAGAAACCUUAUAAAUGUAAAGAAUGUGGGAAUGCCUUCAGACAGAACUCAUCCCUUAUUGCCCAUCAACGGAUUCAUACUGGAGAGAAGCCCUAUAAAUGUGCUGAAUGUGGGAAGGCCUUCAGCCGGAGCUCAUCUUUUAUUGCCCAUCAAAGGAUUCAUACUGGAGAGAAGCCCUAUAAAUGUAAUGAAUGUGGAAAUGCUUUCAGCCACAGCUCAUCUCUUAUUGCACACCAGAGGAUUCAUACUGGAGAGAAGCCCUUUAAAUGUAAUGAAUGUGGGAAGUCUUUCAGUCAUAUUUCAUCCCUUAUUGCACACCAGAGGAUUCAUACUGGAGAGAAGCCCUUUAAAUGUAAUGAAUGUGGAAAGUGUUUCAGCCAGAAGUCAUCCCUUAUUGUACAUCGGAGGAUUCAUUCUGGAGAGAAACCUUAUAAAUGUGAUCAGUGUGUAAAGGCUUUCAUAAAUGCCUCCAAACUCUCUGUACACAAGAGGAUUCAUACUGGCGAGAAGCCCUAUAAAUGUAACGAAUGUGGGAAAGCUUUCAGCCGCAGUGCAAAUCUUAUUGUACAUCAGAGGACUCAUACUAGAGAUAAAUCUUACAAAUAUAAUCGUCAAAAGACUUUUGGACAGUCCUCCACUCUUGUUCAGAAGAAAAUUAAUCCUGGAGAGAAGCUCUGCAAGGAUAAUGAAAGUGAGAAAGCCUUCACUCUGAACUCUUAUCUUAUUGGACUUGAAAGAAUUCAUACUGGAGCAAAACCUUCUAAAUCUAAUUGAGGUGGGAAUGCCCUUAGCUGGAUGGUGAAACUUAUCACAUCAGAAAAUUAAUAUUGUUCAUGAAUAUAUAGUAUUUGAUGCAUUUUUUAAAGUUUAUUACAUCCAUCAUGUCAUAGUGCUACACAUUAUUCAUGGAUUGUAGUUUCUUUAGUCAUCCUAUACAUGAUGGCCUACCACUUUGUUUCCAAUUUUCUGCUACCAGAAAAAUUGCUGCUGUGAAUAUUUUGGCAUAUGGUCAAUCUUUUAAGGGCAACUGGUGGUGCAGUGAAUAGGACUAGACUAGGACUGGAGUCAGGAAGAUCUGACUUGAAAUCUGGCCUCAGUAAUUAUUAAUUAUGUGACCCUAAGACAAAUCCCUUAACCUUGUUUGCCUAAGUUUCCUCAUCUGUAAAAUAAGCUAGAGAAGGAAGUGGUAAGCCAUUCUAGUAUCUCUGCCAAGA
Molecule: messenger RNA, 3251 nt
Organism: Antechinus flavipes (yellow-footed antechinus)
Lineage: Eukaryota; Metazoa; Chordata; Mammalia; Dasyuromorphia; Dasyuridae
Product: zinc finger protein 91-like
Exons: 1
Coding region: 211-2811 (866 amino acids)
Biological process (GO): negative regulation of transcription by RNA polymerase II
Molecular function (GO): DNA-binding transcription repressor activity, RNA polymerase II-specific
Source: RefSeq, a predicted model, not a curated record